Messenger RNA from Thalassophryne amazonica, 1403 nucleotides. It is a transcript of the gene cav3, whose product is annotated as caveolin 3. The record is from RefSeq and is a predicted model, not a curated record. Gene Ontology annotation, cellular component: caveola. Bases 174 to 632 code for a protein of 152 amino acids. The transcript has 2 exons. NCBI's taxonomy places the organism in Eukaryota, Metazoa, Chordata, Actinopteri, Batrachoidiformes, Batrachoididae. Gene Ontology annotation, biological process: regulation of membrane potential; caveola assembly. Gene Ontology annotation, molecular function: transmembrane transporter binding; connexin binding; molecular adaptor activity.
GCCUCCAUUUUUACCAGGACGUUUGCUGCAGCUGUCCACUGGCAUGCCAAAAGGAUCGGCUCAGUUGUGAGACAGACAGGGGUUCACAAGUAAACUGUGGGCACGCAAAGGUUUUUGAUCCAGGAAGGUUUACAGUCGCUGUCUUCGGCUCGACCAGGACCUGCAGCCCAGCCAUGGCGGAUCAGUACCAGUACAAUGCCAGUGAAGCGAAGAUUGUGAAGGAUAGCCACACCAAGGAGAUUGAUCUGAUCAACAGAGACCCCAAGCAGAUCAAUGACGACGUCGUGAAGGUGGACUUUGAGGAUGUCAUCGCAGAGCCUGAUGGGACACACAGUCUGGACGGGGUGUGGAAACUCAGCUACACCACCUUCACUGUGUCCAAGUACUGGUGCUACCGCAUUUUGUCCGCUGUCUUCGGUAUUCCUGUUUCUCUGCUAUGGGGUUUCCUGUUUGCGUGCAUCUCCUUCUGCCACAUCUGGGCAGUAGUGCCCUGCAUCAAGAGCUGCCUGAUCGAGUCUCAGUGCGUCAGCCGCAUCUACUCUCUCUGUAUCCAGACCUUCUGCGAUCCCUUCUUCGAAGCUCUGGGCAAGAUCUUCAGCGGCAUGCGCGUGGCAUUGCGCAAAGAAGUCUAACAACUUUCACCGUAGUGUUUCUAGUAUGAUGGGAUGAAAUGUGGCGUCUUUUUAUACACCCUGAGAUCAGUCCUAGCAUCUUGCGUAUCUGCUGACACCGCUUCUCGUUUCCUUGCAUGUUCUUUGUGCUCCCGUCCUCAGAGCUCUGAGUAUCAACACUAGUGGAAGCAGAAGCUCUGUGACAGCUGCAGCAGGCGGCAUGGUUUUGUCACAGCACUGGCACGCCUACAGGGCUCAGGGCUCCUCAUUGCGGAAGAAGAAUAUGGCCCAAAUGCGAGAACAAACCACCUGCCCUCGCUUAUGUGCGUGCCAUAGCCACAACUGCUUCUCAUCCACCACAAAUUAAAUGAAUUCCCACUGCUGCACCUUGUGGAAAACACUGUCUCUGUGCAUUCAUUUAGCUGUAGUUAAAGUUCUGUGGGUCCUGUAUGUCACUGUGCCUGAUAUUUCUGUCGACACACAAGCAAGCAUAUUAUUAUUAUAACAGCUGUGGUUUAAAAAAAAACUGGAUUAGUUUUUCUCCAAUGCUUUGACACAGUAUUUAAAAUAUUAUCUGGUUUGGUCCAAUAAAAUGAUAUAUUUCCAGAUUAUGCUGCUUCUUUUGAGCCGCAGUAGACACGGCUUUUUUUUUUUUUUUGGUUAAAGCUUUCCAGUUUUGUAUUAUAACAUGGUGAAGAGUGAAACAUUAAGCUUAAUUGUUUGCAAUUUCAGUCAAAUGUGUUACAGGCUGCCUCGCUGCCAAAGUGCAAUAAAAAGCCUCUCUGUGAGACU